AUGGACGACACAAGAAGCCGAAUACGGCGACAGCGCAGUCAGUCGCCAACGCGUGAAAUUGCGGCGGAAAUGAGUCCUCUAAAUGGCCAAGGAGGAGGACCGAAACGAUCUAAUUUGUUUGCCAUUGGGAGUUUCCUGGUUCCUCCUUCCAUGUUUCAAAUAAAAGUACGCGAUAAAAAGGAUGCAACUGCCAAGAAAAAGUUUCAAGUGAAUGUUCCUACCAGGAUGUUGGUUAUCUUGGGUUUCGUAUUUUGCCUCAUGCCAUUGUUGGUAUUCUUCUACAAGGAAAAACAUCUGCACGAGGACCACCACGAACCUCACUUUAAGCAACACAAAUUUGUGAAUGUGGACAAAGAGCAAGCAAUGGCCAAUUUCGUGGUGAAUCAGAAUCAUACUUCUGAACAGACUAGUCUAGAUGAGAAUGAAACGUCUGAAAAGAGCAGUAAGGACGAGCUACCUGAGGCAGCUACAAAACUUGCAGAAGAAGAGUCAGAAAUGAUCAAUGCCACAACAACAAUAGACGCAGAACGAAAUGCCACAAAAACAAACCAGGAAAAAGAAAAAGAAGGACCGCCUAUUCGGUAG
Messenger RNA from Cylindrotheca closterium, 585 nucleotides. The record is from the annotation of a GenBank genome assembly. NCBI's taxonomy places the organism in Eukaryota, Bacillariophyta, Bacillariophyceae, Bacillariales, Bacillariaceae.